Messenger RNA from Fomitopsis serialis, 924 nucleotides. Its product is annotated as Polymerase/histidinol phosphatase-like protein. The record is from RefSeq and is a predicted model, not a curated record. The annotation marks the transcript as partial. The transcript is spliced from 2 exons. Gene Ontology annotation, molecular function: histidinol-phosphatase activity. Gene Ontology annotation, biological process: L-histidine biosynthetic process. Gene Ontology annotation, cellular component: cytoplasm. Lineage: Eukaryota; Fungi; Basidiomycota; Agaricomycetes; Polyporales; Fomitopsidaceae.
GAUGUCACUCGAUGCACUGGCGACGCAGUUUGACGCCUUCCUGAAUGAAGCCCACCGGCUCAAGGAGCAAUAUGCGCACCACAUAACGCUACUAGUGGGCCUGGAGACAGAGUUCAUCACCGAAGAAGACCUCGCACACCUGGAAACGCUUCUCAGCAGAUGUCCUGGACGCAUAGAAUAUCUGGUUGGGUCUGUCCAUCAUGCCAACUCGAUCCCCAUCGACUUCGAUAUCGCCACGUUUGGGAAGGCUCUGGAUAGCUUCGCCCCUUCCUCGACUGCGAGCGAAGAUGGAGAUCACGGGCGCAUAGAAGCUCUGCUCUGUUCGUACUUCGAUGCUCAAUAUGACGUCCUGAAGCGCUUUCAUCCGGAGCUAGUCGGGCAUGUCGAUCUGUGUCGGUUGUACAACCCAACGCUGCGGUUUGGUGACUAUGCGCCGGCUUGGGAAAAACUGGAGAGGAACGUCGCAUAUGCUGUUGGCUAUGGCGCACUGUUCGAAUUGAACGCCGCCGCACUGAGGAAAGGCUGGGACGCUUCCUAUCCAGGUGAAGACGUGGCUCAGCUCAUCCUGAAGCAUGGUGGCCGCUUUGCCUUGUCAGAUGACAGUCACGGGCCGCAUGCAGUCGGUCUGAAUUAUGACCGUAUGGCACAGUACGUCCUGCGAUUGGGGAUAGAAGAGUUGUGGGUGCUUGAGCGGUCCGAGAGUCCCAAUGUGGGAGGCAGAUUGGUCCGGCCAAGCAAAGUCGAAGGGAAGUGGUGGGAGCAUCCGUUCUGGAAGAAGCGAGGUCUCGAGCUCGGACCGCCUGCGUGACCCUGCGUGUUUGUUGUACGAGUGUGGACGAUUAAUGUUGUUGUACUCGGGUUGUACUUCUAGAUUGUUCAGUAAAGUCGAUAUUCAUUUACGUGAUCGAUCAGUCAAUUAAGGCC